GUAUUUGAGAUAUAUUUAAGAAGGGAAUGAGUGUGAAUUCUGCUCAACUGCAGUGUUGAAUUUCACUGUUUAAAGAUGAAUGUACAGCUUGUGCCAUUUUUCAUCGUCUGUCUGCUUUCCACUGUUUGUAGUGAAGGCUCAGUAGAAUUCUGCUAUAACUCGCCAGAAUGCAAUGCAACCACAUGGCCUACUAUAGCACCACUCCAUUGCAAUGGCACUCGUCAGUCUCCUAUCAAUAUUGUGACUGCUGAUGUGAAGGCUGAUAGUAACCUGACAGCCUUCAGCUUCACUGGCUUUAAUGACAACUCCACCCUCCUAAACAUUCAAAACACUGGAAAGUCAGUGAAAAUCCUUCUUGAUGAUCAAAAGAUGAGCGUGUCAGGAGGAGGCCUUCAGAACACGUACAAUUCCAAAGAGUUCCACAUUCACUGGGGCAACGGCUCCUCUUUCAGUGGAUCUGAACACACUGUGGAUGGCAAACAAUAUGCAAUGGAGAUGCACAUAGUAAAUCUUAGGGCUGAUGUAUCCGUGGCUGCUGCCAAUGACUCAACAGCAUAUGCUGUUCUUGGUUUCUUCAUUGAAGCAACCAAUGACAGUGGCAAACCAGAGAGCUGGAAGAACCUCACCUCAUUCUUAUCAAAAAUUCCUAAAAAAGGUGACUCACUGGACAUUAUGAAUCAACUUACUGUAGAUAGUCUGCUUGAAGGAGUGGACCGGACUAAAUAUUACCGUUACCUUGGCUCUCUGACUACACCAACGUGUAAUGAAAUUGUGGUAUGGACUGUAUUCAAAGACCCAGUCAAAAUCAGCAAAGAUUUGAUUGAUCUUUUCAGCAACACAGUGCACAUUGAUACAACUGCCGAUCCUUUCAUCAACAACAACUACAGAAUACUUCAGGCUCUAAAUGGCAGGGUUGUGACAUCCCAACCAACUUCAUCAGCAAGCACACUUCAUCGCACUCUGUCCAUCAACACAGUGCUCCUCUACUCUGUAUUUUUGUUGGUCUUUGUAGUCCCUGUCUACCAAGACAACAGUGUGAUAAUCAGAGUGUUUGUUUAGUCUAGACACUUGUUUCCACUGAAUGUUUCAA
Molecule: messenger RNA, 1090 nt
Organism: Ictalurus furcatus (blue catfish)
Lineage: Eukaryota; Metazoa; Chordata; Actinopteri; Siluriformes; Ictaluridae
Product: carbonic anhydrase 4-like
Exons: 9
Coding region: 76-1059 (327 amino acids)
Cellular component (GO): plasma membrane
Molecular function (GO): carbonate dehydratase activity; zinc ion binding
Source: RefSeq, a predicted model, not a curated record